UAAUAAUUUUUUUCAAACUACCUAUAUACAAAAAAAUAAAUUGCAAGUAUCAAACUGAGUUAUUUCAAUAUUUGCACUUUAAUGCUCUCCGAUUUUUUUGCCGACCGAUUUCAGUCUCUACUUUCAUUAGCCAAACUCUCUAUUAAUAAUGUAAUUUUCAAUGUUAUUCUUGCAGUAGUAUUAUUAUUCGGAGUCGCUCGUAACGCCGACUGCUUCCACGUGGUCCCCGCUUCAUUUCCCGAGACAGAAAUGGAUCCCCUCAAAAGUGGGCAAAAAGCCUUCGGGCUGAUGAUACCACCGUUUGCAGCCGACGACGACACGAGCGUGGGAUACCAGAGCAAAGCUUUCGGCUGCUCGCUGACGCCAUGUCUGCAGCUGGAGGAAGCGGGCGCGGUGUGCGCCUGCAACUUCAACACAGGCAAUGUUGUCACGUUUAAAAAUAGUUGCGAUGUCAAAAAACACAAUUGCAGGUUUGAUACAGCAUUUAAAGUUAUUUUAGAUGAAAUUUGCCCAUGGGAAUUUGAAUCACGGCGAAGCAAUAAACAGCUGUUCGAAGUCGACUACAGUGAUCCAAAAUACUACAAUAAAUAAAAUAUGAAAUGAUCUUUUUAACUUUUAAAAAUUAUAAUAAUUGCUAAACUUUAAAGCCGAGGUUCCCAAACUUUUUUUCAAUAGCCCACUUUUUAAUUUAACUGGUUCCGGCGGACCCUCUGCUAAUUGUCUCUCCAAAACUCGACAACAUGUAAUUAUAUUCACUUAAGAAAAUUUUCGUAGCAGCCACAACGAAAUAAUAGUAGAUUGUUAUACAAGGGGCUAAAAAGACCCAUUAUAUACGAGGUAUUUUUAGGACCCGAGACGUAAGGCGAGGGCCGCCUAAAUAGAAACCGAGUUUAUAAUGGGUUUAGCCCCACGUGUUACAUUCUGCUUUUCACUACGAUUGCGAGAAAAUAAAAUAGUUUAGUACAAUAUUCAAUAAUUUAUUUUAAUAGUAAAUUAAAUGUACAAAGUCUACAAUUUUGGAUAUUAAGGGGGAUGCUUUUACCCGGUAACAUAAUUUCCGACUACUGUGAAGAUGAAUAAUGAAGUAUGUGAGGUAAAUGUGGGAGAUAAUAGUUUAAAAAACUCCUUUCGUAAGUGAAUCUAUUCUUUGUUGUUUUCUCCACUUAAUAAAUUUUUCGUAGGUAUUCGU
Molecule: messenger RNA, 1189 nt
Organism: Bicyclus anynana (squinting bush brown)
Lineage: Eukaryota; Metazoa; Arthropoda; Insecta; Lepidoptera; Nymphalidae
Exons: 2
Coding region: 82-591 (169 amino acids)
Source: RefSeq, a predicted model, not a curated record